Molecule: messenger RNA, 3072 nt
Organism: Aplosporella prunicola CBS 121167
Lineage: Eukaryota; Fungi; Ascomycota; Dothideomycetes; Botryosphaeriales; Aplosporellaceae
Exons: 4
Coding region: 1-3072 (1023 amino acids)
Biological process (GO): tRNA re-export from nucleus
Cellular component (GO): cytoplasm; nuclear matrix; nuclear pore
Molecular function (GO): small GTPase binding; tRNA binding
Source: RefSeq, a predicted model, not a curated record
AUGGACGCCCAGGUCGAAAAUGCUAUUCAGAUAGCCUGGAGCCCCUCCGCCGACUAUGAGCUCAAGAACCAGGCCAUCAAUUUCCUCAACCAGCUGCGCGCUGAGCCCGUCGCUGCCUGGAGCGUCUGCCUCGCCCUGUUCACUCGCUCGCCGCGCGCCGAAGAGGUCGUCCGCCAUGUUGCGCUCGAGGUCGUCAACAGCGCCGUCCAGACGCAGCAGCUGGAUGCGCAGAGCCUCGCCUUCAUGAAGGACAACCUCAUGGCCUACAUCCGCGAGACGUAUACCCAAGGCGGCACCGUUGACGAGGCGCACAUACAGAACAAGCUCACCCAGACCAUAACGUACCUUUUCACUUCGUUGUACUCGGCGGGUUGGGAAUCCUUCUUCGACGACUUUAGGGCGCUGGCUGGUGACGCGACGGCGAUUGGAAACAUCAACCCCGCGGCCACCAUGCUUUACCUCCGCAUCCUGGGCUCAGUCCACGACGAAAUCGCCGACGUGCUCAUGUCCAGGACGCAGGAAGAGUCGAAGCGCAACGUCGAACUGAAGGACCUCGUAAGAGUAAGGGACGCGGAGAAGAUUUCGAUAUCCUGGAGGGAGAUUUUGGCAAAGUGGAGGCAGACGGAUUUAGGUCUCAUUGAAAUGUGCCUGAAGACGGUCGCGAGAUGGGUUAGCUGGAUCGACAUCUCCCUGGUCGUCAACCAGGACAUGCUCAACAAUCUCUUCGAGAUCGCUGGCCAGCAAGGCUCCUCCGAGACCCCGGAGGGCAAGGUCCGGGAUGCUGCUAUCGAUACUUUCACCGAGACCGUAGGCAAGAAGAUGAAGGCACCAGACAAGAUCCAGCUCAUUGUUUUCCUGAAUCUUGGAAAUGUUGUAGGCCAGCUAAUCGCGAGCCCCAACCUCGCCGACCAGUCCGUCUCUACUUAUGACAAUGACCUUGCCGAGGCCGUUGCCAAGCUGGUCAACACUACUAUUUUCGAUAUUGUCAAGGUCCUGGACACUGAAGCCGAUGAAGCUGUCAGGCAGCAAACCAAUGAGCUGUUGCAGGCCUUUGUGCCAUAUCUUCUCCGCUUCUUCUCAGAUGAAUACGACGAGAUUUGCUCUACUGUCAUUCCCUCCCUUACAGAUCUCCUUACUCUCUUCAGGAAGGUCGUUAAGAGCCAAGGCGCUCUGCCGCAAGAGUACGCGGCGAUGCUGUCGCCCAUCCUUGAGUCCAUCAUUGCUAAGAUGAAGUACGACUCCACGGCGAGCUGGGGUGACGAGGACGACGAGACGGAUGAGGCAGAGUUCCAGGAGCUGCGCAAGCGGUUGCACGUCCUGCAGCAGCAGGUCGCAGCAAUCGAUGAGAUGCUGUAUAUUGACACUCUGUCCAACAAGAUUGCUGGCAUCUUGAGCAACUUUGAUCAGCCAAACUCGGGUAUGACAUGGCGCGACGUUGAGCUUGCCCUGCACGAGAUGUAUUUGUUCGGCGAGUUGGCAGUCAGAAAUGGCGGCAUGUAUGCGAAGCGAGAGCCUUCUUCCGUGGCAUCAGCGAGGUUGAUUGAAAUGAUGACGAAGAUGGUGGAGUCGAAUGUUGCUGCCACCGACGAUUUCCCCGUCAUCCCACUCCAGUAUAUGGAGAUUUGCGUUCGUUACUCGGCUUUCUUCGAACAGAACUCCUCCCUCAUCCCAAGGGUCCUCGAGAACUUUGUGCGCCUUAUCCACACCAGUCAUCCCAAGCUCCGCCUCCGCUCUUGGUACCUCUUCUUCCGCUUCGUCAAGACCCUUCGCUCGCAGAUCGGCACCGUUUCACAGACAGUCAUCCAGGCCAUUGGUGAUCUUCUGGCUAUUAAGGCCGAGCUGCCAGAUGACAAUGAUGAUGAUGAUAUGUCUUCAGAGGAUAAUGCAACCUCUCCGGACGCCGUUUUCAACUCCCAGCUUUACCUUUUUGAGGCUGUUGGCUGCAUCUCCUCGCCCCCCACAGUACCCGUAGAGAGCAAGAUCAUGUAUGCACGUGAAGUCAUGAAUCCUCUUUUCGGACAACUGGAGCAGAACCUUGGACCGGCUAAGAGCGGCGACGAGCGCGCCAUCCUCGAGGUUCACCAUCUCAUCAUGGCCAUUGGUACUCUCGCUCGCGGUUUUUCGGAUUGGAUGCCUGGUGCCUCCGGCGCACCUCCAGCCAACGAAGUUUCCGAGGAGUUCGUACGUGCGGCAGAGGUCAUCUUGGUCGCCCUUGAAUCACUUAAGUCUUCUAUGACUGUUCGUACAUCCGCGCGCUUCGCCUUCUCUCGCCUCAUUGGCGUUCUUGGUUCCCGUGUGCUGCAGCAAUUGCCAAGGUGGAUCGAAGGUCUGUUGAGCGAGAGCUCAACGAAGGACGAGAUGGCCACCUUCCUGCGUCUCCUGGACCAGGUUGUCUUUGGCUUCAAGGCAGAGAUUUUUGCCAUGCUGGACACGCUGCUCACGCCGCUGUUGCAGCGCGUUUUCGCGGGUCUGGCCGAACCCACGUCGGGUACGGAUGAUGAGAUUCAGCUGGCGGAGCUGAGGAGAGAAUACCUUAACUUCCUGCUCGUGAUUCUGAACCAGGAUCUGGCUGGGGUUUUCAUCAGCAACACCAACCAGUCGACUUUCGAUACCAUCAUCACGACCAUCGAACACUUUGCCCGUGACCCGACUGAUUAUCCGACCGCGCGCCUUUCCCUCUUAGUCCUCAUCCGUAUGAUUGCCGUCUGGGGUGGCCCUGAUAUCUCUCUCAGCAACCCCACGCCGCCUGCGCCGGUUCUUCCCGGUUUUGAUUCCUUCGCGAUGACCCGCAUUCACCCGCUGUCCUGGUCCGUACCCGGAACCCCUGGGUUCAACGCCAAGGAUCCACAGGCGCGCCACGUUCUUAUGGAGCUCGCCGCCAUGCAACUAGAAAUCCUGAAGAAGACCGGACCUGAAUAUCUCGAACGGUUGAGGAGCGAGUUGGUUGGCAUGGGUGUCGACGCUGGCUCUGCAGAUGACUAUGCCCGCAGCCUUACCGAGGGGCAGAAGAACGAGAAGGGCUUCAAGAACUAUUUCCUGCAGUUCCUGGGACGCGCGAUGGGGGGAAGCUGA